AUGUCACCCUCUUCUGGCGUAAAGGACAAGAAUUCCCCCAGACUAAUUGAUUACAUUUGUUUUGUCGGUAAUAAGAAUCCAUGCCGAAAUGGACGCGCAAUAUCUCAACCGGCGUUGUUAAGAGUUUAUCCUCCCCUAAAUCAUAGCGAUUUUGCUCUCCCAAACGAUAUAGUUUAUUUUUGUCAACCGGAGGGAUGUUACAGCACAUCAUCUCGUUCCUUCAUCCUCGACCCUCGUCAUUCGGGUGGUUGCCUACCUCAAAAUAUCAAAAUGGAAUUUUUCACAUUUAUGCUAACAGAUAAAGAAUCAAACAUUGUGAGAUUUGGGAUAUGCCUUAAUUUUCUUCGUCCCAUUGGAAGGCGAAAAUCGAGUUACACAUCAAAGGUUACUCGUCGAAGAAUAAAAUCAUUCAGAAAUGCUGUGAGUAACAUAUCGGAGCAAAAAUCUCCACUUCGUAUGCGUAGUUGUGAUACUCAAAUGGAUUCCAGUUCUUCAUCAAAUUCUUCGGAUUUCGUGAGAAAUCAUUCUGUUGAUAAACCCGAUCGUCCAUAUACUCACACACUCACAUCGAUUUGUCUUGUGUCUCGCUAUCAGUUUUUUAAGAAAUUCGAAAAAUGUUUGCGGUUCCUCUAUGCCUUGAUUCAAAAAUUACACGAGGGUUGCAAACCACGAAUUUCUGGGAGGCAAACUGUAUGGUCGGUCUUAACUGGCGCUGUUGAGAAUCCAGAGCUUUUAACUGUUAGAAAGAGUGUUGAAGAGAUAGAUACUUGGAUUUUGCGUCUUCUUAGUACUCCAGCUCCUCUAGCAGGAGAAACUGCUGUACAUCUUUUUUUACAACCCUCUGAACUCGGUCCACCAAUCAUAUUUGCCCUGCCCGAUAGAAAUCGAUUUUCCCUUGUGGAUUAUUCGCUUUGCUUGCCCCUUCGAUUAUUGGGAGCUGAAAAGUUCCUAAAAGUUUUCUUUGCUAUACUGCUUGAACAAAAGGUUGUGUUAGAAUCUUCUCAUCACGAUCGCCUAACGACUUGUGUUCUAGCAUUCACAGCGCUUUGCUAUCCUCUGCAAUAUCUCUUCACAGUCAUUCCUCUACUCCCUUCCUCCCUAAAGGGUGCUGAACAGAUUCUCCAAGCACCCUCUCCAUACAUAAUCGGCCUACCACGAAGCUUUCGUGACUCACGUCGCUCCUUCCAAUUUCCCAAAGAUGUCCUCCUCGUUGAUUUGGAUACUCAGGAGCUCUACGGUCAGGGCGCCCAGGAGCCAAUACCCAAGUUGCCUCAAGCGGAAGAGAAGCGACUGCUUUCCCAACUCAACAAGGUCCUUGCGGGGUUGAAUGAGACCAGUGAAGAGCAAACAGAGCGAAAGGAGAAAAGGGCCUCAUCCACAUCAUCUGAGCUGAGCUCAUUUGAUCAAUUAGCUCUUAAUAUGGAUGAGGAGUCGCUGAAUCUGGCCAUUCGAGUUGCAAUGGUGCUGUUUUUCAAUUCGCCAAAUGUUCUGGGAGGUUUCACAGAGCAUACAAGGACAGUUCGUAUCUACCCGCGACCGGUUGUGGCUUUCCAGUAUGAGAGAUUCAUGAAGUCCCGACCUGAGCCCUCACCGUUCACAGUGGUUCUGGCCAAAACUCAGGUAUAA
Messenger RNA from Rodentolepis nana, 1626 nucleotides. Lineage: Eukaryota; Metazoa; Platyhelminthes; Cestoda; Cyclophyllidea; Hymenolepididae. The record is from the annotation of a GenBank genome assembly.